AUGGCGCGGACCCCGGGGCCGGCUCCGCUGUGUCCUGGAGGCGGCAAAGCACAACUUUCCUCCGCUUCUCCCCCCGGGGCCGGACUCCUACUGCCACCACCGACGCCACCGCCACUCCUGCUGCUACUCUUCCCGCUGCUGCUCUUCUCCCGGCUCUGUGGUGCCUUAGCUGGACCAAUUGUUGUGGAACCACAUGUCACGGCAGUAUGGGGAAAAAAUGUUUCAUUGAAGUGUUUAAUUGAAGUAAAUGAAACCAUAACACAAAUUUCAUGGGAGAAGAUACAUGGCAAAAACUCACAGACUGUUGCAGUUCAUCAUCCUCAAUAUGGAUUUUCUGUUCAAGGAGAGUAUCAGGGAAGAGUUUUGUUUAAAAACUAUUCGCUUAAUGAUGCAACAAUUACUCUACAUAACAUUGGAUUCUCUGAUUCUGGAAAGUACAUAUGCAAAGCUGUUACUUUCCCACUUGGAAAUGCUCAGUCCUCUACAGUUGUAACCGUAUUAGUUGAACCCACUGUGAGCCUGAUAAAAGGUCCAGAUUCUUUAAUUGAUGGCGGGAACGAAACAGUAGCAGCCAUUUGUAUUGCAGCCACGGGAAAACCAGUGGCACAUAUUGACUGGGAAGGAGAUCUUGGUGAAAUGGAAUCCACUACUACUACUUUUCCAAAUGAAACAGCAACAGUUAUCAGCCAGUACAAACUGUUUCCAACCAGAUUUGCUCGAGGAAGACGAAUUACUUGUGUUGUAAAACAUCCAGCUUUAGAGAAGGAUGUUCGAUAUUCUUUCAUAUUAGAUAUACAGUAUGCUCCUGAAGUUUCAGUAACAGGGUAUGAUGGGAAUUGGUUUGUUGGAAGAAAAGGUGUUAAUCUCAAGUGUAAUGCUGAUGCAAAUCCACCACCCUUCAAAUCUGUGUGGAGCAGGUUGGAUGGACAGUGGCCUGAUGGUUUAUUGGCUUCAGAUAAUACUCUACAUUUUGUCCAUCCAUUGACUUUCAAUCAUUCUGGUGUUUAUGUUUGUAAAGUGACCAAUUCCCUUGGUCAAAGAAGUGAUCAAAAAGUCAUCUACAUUUCAGAUCCUCCUACUACUACCACCCUUCAGCCAACAGUUCAGUGGCAUCCCUCAACUGCUGACAUCGAGGAUCUGGCAACAGAACCUAAAAAAUUGCCCUUCCCAUUGUCAACUUUGGCAACCAUUAAGGAUGACACAAUUGGCACGAUCAUUGCUAGUGUAGUGGGUGGGGCUCUGUUCUUAGUGCUCCUGAGUGUCUUGGCUGGAAUAUUCUGUUAUAGAAGACGACGGACGUUUCGUGGAGACUACUUUGCCAAGAACUAUAUCCCACCAUCAGAUAUGCAAAAGGAAUCACAAAUAGAUGUUCUUCAGCAAGAUGAGCUUGAUUCUUACCCAGACAGUGUAAAAAAAGAAAAUAAAAAUCCAGUGAACAAUCUAAUACGUAAAGACUAUUUAGAAGAACCUGAAAAAACUCAGUGGAACAAUGUAGAAAAUCUCAGUAGGUUUGAAAGACCAAUGGAUUACUAUGAAGAUCUAAAAAUGAGCAUGAAGUUUGUCAGUGAUGAACAUUAUGACGAAAAUGAAGAUGACUUAGUUUCACAUGUAGAUGGUUCAGUAAUUUCAAGGAGGGAGUGGUAUGUUUAGCAACCACUAAACAUGACUCAACUAUGUACAUUGUUUCAUUCAUACUAGUUGAUCAUUUUCAGAUUGUUCAUACUUUUUCUUGAGGAAGAAAAAGCUUUUUCAAGUUGAUUUUCAAGCUUUUUAUAUUCUGAUCUAACAAAUGAAAUGAAAAUGUAAAAUCUGGGUUAAAUGUAUCUAAGCUGCUUUACAAUUUUUUUUCAAUGCUGUACUACUGUCUCAAGAUUUAAAUUUUAAUGCAGAGUACUUUAUUGGUCUGUGGCACAAAGGUAAGAAGGAAAUGUCAACAUUAACCAUACGACUUUUUGGUACAAAAAGUUUAAAAAGAAAAAAAAACUACCUUGGCGCAGUGUGUAUUAAGUGUUUACCUAAGACUAUAAUCUCAAAUACAAUGUUUGUUAAACAUAUACCUCUCAAAAUUUAUCACCACUAAAUGAUACUGCAUUGAAAUUGACUAUAAAAUCAAUUUAAGAAAUGUUUAUAUAUAUUUUAGUAUGAAAUAUUCAGCCUGAUCAAACAUCUUUCCUUUUCAGAUAUUAUUUUCUAAGUUUCUAUACAAAUGGAAUUUCCUUACCUCUGCAUUUUAAUGAGCCUUGCCAUAAUUACUGUAGAGUGGCUUUUUAAAGAUAUUCUGUUGCACUAAAACUGUGGUAGUAAACUCAGUAAACAAGAUGUGUGGAAGAGCAUAAUUAACUGAUCAAUAUUUUUGUCCAGAGUACAUAAAAGAGUAAUAAAAUACAUGUCUU
Messenger RNA from Elephantulus edwardii (Cape elephant shrew), 2393 nucleotides. RefSeq names its product poliovirus receptor-related 3 (gene PVRL3). The transcript has 6 exons. The coding region runs from base 1 to 1650 and encodes 549 amino acids. Gene Ontology annotation, cellular component: apical junction complex; adherens junction. Gene Ontology annotation, biological process: homophilic cell-cell adhesion; heterophilic cell-cell adhesion; symbiont entry into host cell. The record is from RefSeq and is a predicted model, not a curated record. NCBI's taxonomy places the organism in Eukaryota, Metazoa, Chordata, Mammalia, Macroscelidea, Macroscelididae.